AUGGCCUCUGCCUCUGGCCGGUGGGCUUCCGGGCCAGUCGGUGGAGCCGAGCCGGAGGAGCCCACGGAGGGCGCAUCGACCCCUGAGGACACGGGCUCCCUCCUCUCGGAGAACGACCCGGCCCGGGCAGGCGAGGCCGAGGAACCGACGCAGGACUUCAGGUCUCCGGGCUGGGCCGGCGCCGGAGGCAGGGAGGAGGCGGACGACACCCAGCAAUUCGCCCGCCUCCCCCCGCCGCCGGGCUGGCUGCGCCCGGAACCCGCCGACCGCCGCCGGGAACAGGAGAGCGCCGCGGGCGACACCGAGCCCCUCGGCUCGCCGGCCUCGUCGGGGGCGGACACCGAGCCCGUCAGCCUGCCGUGGGCAGCGCAGGGGGGCGGGCAGGAGCUCAGCGCCCCCUCGGCCAGCGGCGCCCGGGCAGAGCCAGCCCCCUCGCUCGCACCGGCACCCGAGAGCGCCCCGCAGACGGGCAGCGACCUCCCCGAGUGGAUGGAGACGCAGAGCCCGGGCCCCGGGGCUGCCCGCCCGGAGGAGGUCGGAGCAGCGGCUCAGGAGAAGGCGGCGGCCGCCACCGACCCCGCCCUGGUGGAGCAGGUGAACGAGCUGGAGAGGAGCCUGGCCCACGCCCUGGACCUGGGGUCCAGGGAGACCCAGCAGAUGGACACGUCUGAUCAGACAGCCGAGGUGGGGUGGCACCGGGCCGAAGAGCAGGAGCCCCGCCCCCCCGUGGCCGGCCCGGGCCGGGAAGUCAGGGAGACGGCCCGCGGAGAGGGGAGGGUCGAGGCCUUCGCCGCUCGGGCCUCGAAGCCUUCCCCGGCGGACGCAGACACGGAGACGAAGCCAGGAAGCAGCCGCCCGCGCGCCGAGCUCGCCCCCCGGGCAGGGGAGGAGGAGGAGACGCAGGCUGGGGGGGGCAGGCCAGCCGAGGGCAGGGGCCGGGCUCCGAGGACGCAGGGGGAAGCUGCCGAUCCGCCCCCGCCGUCCGGCACGGACGCGCCGCCCUCCUCCGCCCCUCCACGGGGGCCACUCGAAGCUGCCGCCCAGGACCGCAGCCCAACG
This is a messenger RNA of Callorhinchus milii (elephant shark), 1059 nucleotides long. Its product is annotated as skin secretory protein xP2-like. The transcript has 3 exons. NCBI's taxonomy places the organism in Eukaryota, Metazoa, Chordata, Chondrichthyes, Chimaeriformes, Callorhinchidae. The record is from RefSeq and is a predicted model, not a curated record. The annotation marks the transcript as partial.